This is a messenger RNA of Entrophospora candida, 744 nucleotides long. NCBI's taxonomy places the organism in Eukaryota, Fungi, Glomeromycota, Glomeromycetes, Entrophosporales, Entrophosporaceae. The record is from the annotation of a GenBank genome assembly.
AUGCGAGAAACGGAGGAACAAAUACGAGAUAUUUUAGGGAUAAAAAACCAAGAGUUUCUUCAAGCGUUAACAAAGAAGAUUUCUGAGUACCAAACAAUAAUUAUUCAUCGCCAUAUUUCUCCUGAUGGAGAUGCUUAUGGAGCACAAAUUGGAUUGAAAUCAGGAAAAAGCGGUCAGUUAAAAGGAUAUAGAGAAGGAAUUUUUGAUCGUCUUGAAUAUUUUCAAGAUUCUGCCGAUAAAGCAAAAGAAGAAGAUUAUCGCGAUGCUUUGGUAAUUACCGUUGAUACUUCUAUAAAAGAACCAUUAGCACUAAGCCAAAAUCUAAGCAUUCCACAAAAAGCUAGUAAGGCACUUUAUCAUGGGAUGGUUACUGACACUAAUAGGUUUCAUUAUAUUUCAGAAAAAGAGGACGGAGAAAAGACAUUGACUAUUGCCGGGAUGAUGCUUUCAAAGUCGAAUUUCGAUCUUCUUAGUUUUUACAAGGGUGUUCAUCCUUUAUCUACUGUUGAGGAGACAAGAGUAAAAGGUUUCAUUAUGUCUAAUUUUAAAAUUGAUAAUGGAAAGGUUUGGUUAUUUAUCAAGCCGAGUGACUUCCACGAGCAAGAUGGAGUAACAGAAGAUGGAAAAAUUAGAGCAAGUUUGAGAAGUGAAAGUAUUGAGUAUCCAGUAAAUAAAAUUGCCCAAAAUUUUGGUGGCAGCGGACACAUUCGUGCUGCUGGAUUAAAACUUCCGAAAGAUGAUUGA